UACGAAGUGCUAAGAGCAAAAGGAGGCGUGACUUGUUAUUCCACCGAGGAGAUUUUCUAAUGUGUGAAUUUUGCGGAUUAUGAUUAUUAAUCCGAUUUAUUCAUCGUAGUAGUCGCAAAUCUGCACGAUAGCCGGAGAAAAGGAUUCUUGAGGGGCAAACAUGACUUAAAACUAACCGAGCGACGUUUGCCCAUCACUUGGAAUGACAUCAGUGGUGUCUUCAAACCAUUUCACGCCGACAAUAUGCGACUUAGCCUGGGAAGAUGUGGUUUUUCCAAAUAUUUUGGCCGGCCUGUCCAUCAAGGACUGCUUCAGCCUUCGUUCUGCCUCGAAAGAGUGCCAAUCCAUGGUCGACGAAUACUUUGUCAAAAUCAGACGAGUUGACCUGUCGCAGUACAAAAAUUUUUCUCCAGCUGCUUUUUUGGCACUAGCUUCAAAUGCCAGAAACAUUCGGUAUUUGAAUCUGGCCAACUGCAAAUGGAUGUCAGAUGACCUUUUGAAACCAGUUUUCGAAAACAACAAACACUUGACCUUUGUGAGCCUCAGCUUUUGCACCGGCCUCACUGCUGCUUCCCUUCAACCAUUAAUUUUGAAUUGCAAAGAACUAAAAACUUUGAAACUGCAAAAUUGCCACUGGGUGACGCACGGCAGCAUUGAGGCACUUUCCUUCCACCAGACGGAACUUGAAGAGGUUGACCUGACCUCGUGCUGGGACCUUGGAGACACUGCAAUCAUCUCUCUGCUCGAAAAAUUUAGAAACUUAAAGAUUGUCUGCCUCUGCAACAUUUACUCCAUCACUGACCAAACUCUGUUCGCCAUCUCUAAUUACAGCAAGAAACUUCAGCACCUGAAUCUCAGGGGGUGCUGGCGAAUCACUGAUCUUGGAUUAAGAAUGGUAGGAGAAUACUGCAGAAGUUUGCAGUCUUUGAUGGUGAAGGAGUGCAGAAACGUCACAGAAGUCAGCCUGCAGUCACUCAGAGCGAGAAUGUUCAUUGACAUCCAACCGCUGGAAUCGCGCUACCUUCAGCAAGGUAUUCCGGUUGGACCUUACGGGUACAAUAGAAUCAAUUUGCAGAUUUAACAUUUCAUGACAAUUUAACCUUUUCCCUGAAGCGAAGUUAAAAUUCUCACUCAUUUGUCAUUUGUGUCAGUCAUAAUCACGCUCAAAACGAUAAUUUGCCAUUUUUGUUGCUCAAAAUAUUUAAUUUGAAAUUUUUGAUUGUCGGAGAUUAUACAAUCCAUAAAAGACGCACUGCAAUAAUUUUUCCUUAAAUUAACCAAUGAUGUUUUCAACAUUGAUCUCAUUGAUGUGAGAAUUGUAUGAAUAGUCAUUUUGUAUGUGAUCGGUGUGAUUGUAUUAUUUUCUUAAUUUAAAACUUACUUAAGGUUUCAGUUAUAUUAAUCAAGAUGAUGAUUACUUAAGUGUUUGUGUAUUAUGCAAAGGAUCAUGUAAUUUAGGUUUUUAUUUACUCACAUAAUCGUUUUUGAUGAAAUAAUAUUAAAUUAAUACGAAAAUGCAACAAUAAAUGUUUUAACAAAGUUGAA
Neocloeon triangulifer is the source of this 1545-nucleotide messenger RNA. RefSeq names its product F-box/LRR-repeat protein 15-like. The transcript is spliced from 7 exons. The record is from RefSeq and is a predicted model, not a curated record. NCBI's taxonomy places the organism in Eukaryota, Metazoa, Arthropoda, Insecta, Ephemeroptera, Baetidae. Gene Ontology annotation, molecular function: protein binding. Bases 203 to 1081 code for a protein of 292 amino acids.